AUGAAGAAAUGUCUUCUACUAGUGAGUCUGUAUCUGCUUGGAUCUGCCAGAGGAGCAUCAGGUCAAUCUGAUGAGCUUCCUGGCUAUCUGGAUCAUCAAGCUUCAGUUCAGCAACCUUCAGGUGACUACUUUUCACUUGAAAACCCUUCAGAUGGUGAGGCUUUAUAUGAGACUUCUUCAGGCGAGAACACUUUGAGUGAGCAUGGUUCAAGUGAGCACACUGUGGUUGAACACGCUUCAAGUGAGCAUGCUGCAGGUGGGCAUGCUGCAGGUGAACACGCUUCCAGUGAACAACCUUCUGGUGAACAGCCUUCGGGUGAAAAGACUUCUGGUGAACGGCCUGCAGGUGAACAGCCUUCAGGCAUCCCGCCUUCAAGCACAAUUUCAGGCCCAGUAUUAAAUUGCCACACAUGCUCUUAUAUGAAUGACCAAGGAAUAUGUCUUCAAGGAGAGGGAGUCUGUUCCACUCAGAAUUCCCAGCAGUGCAUGUUAAAGAAGAUCUUUGAAGGUGGAAAACUUCAAUUCAUUGUCCAGGGCUGUGAAAGCAUGUGCCCAUCCAUGAACCAAUUAUCCCGUGGAACCAGGAUGCAAGUUAUAUGCUGUCGGAAUCAAUCUUUCUGCAACAAGGUCUAGAAGCCUGUGCCCUUGCUUCCUGCUCUGAGUCAGGCAGCAAAAGUCCUCCAUCACCCUACUGAACUCAAUUUAUAUUUAGUUUCUUCCCCAGUCAAAAACUAAUCACAUCUUCCUCUGCCUGACUAUCAGACAGGAAGCUCAAAUAUCUUUCCUCUCCUAUCCAUGCCCUGUUACACAUUCUUCUCUGGCUUCCAACUUCCCUAUCCCCUUACCCCAUCUCUCAACAUUCUUUUCUUUUUCAAUAAAUUCCACAUGAUUAAAGAAUAUAGACUCCAGACAGAGUCUUUUCCCAUCAACCAGGAGCAGGGUCACUCUGAGCUUCCUUCUGCUCCACACAAUAAAGUAGAUCCAUUUUAUUUCUUUAUUUUUCCUUUUUCUUUUGAAUUUUAUUUUAUUUAUUUUUUUAUACAGCAGGUUCUUAUUAGUCAUC
Aethalodelphis obliquidens (Pacific white-sided dolphin) is the source of this 1063-nucleotide messenger RNA. It is a transcript of the gene ACRV1, whose product is annotated as acrosomal vesicle protein 1. Lineage: Eukaryota; Metazoa; Chordata; Mammalia; Artiodactyla; Delphinidae. The record is from RefSeq and is a predicted model, not a curated record. Bases 1 to 633 code for a protein of 210 amino acids. The transcript is spliced from 4 exons.